AUGGCAUCCUUGAACGGAGACUGUCCAGCUCCUUUCCUACAGGAGUCCCUCUUCCCAACCAUCGGGGGGUUUGUCGAUGGUCGUUAUUGCGAGGACAUAUCUUUUGGCAACAAUACUUACUCAUGCUGUCUGCCAUGUCCGCUCGCUGAAUGGAGAUAUGACGCUGAUCUGGACAAGAAAAUCGAUGUCGCGAGCUGGAUCAGUGUUGCUAUUCUCCCGCUCUGUAUAUUCUUGCUGGCUUCCUACGCCGUUUUACCGGUCAAAUGGACUCACCGUCACUAUUUGAGUAUCUGCUUCACGCUAGGCAUUUGUUGCAUGGAGAUCGCUUUCAUCAUCCCCCUCGGUGCCAAACCUCAGCAAUGUUACAAUGCCAUUACCCCAAAUGACAUGCACUCUGAUCUGUCCUGCGCAUUCUCCGGGUCUUUCUUACUAUUUGGCGGAUGGAUGGUGGUGAUGUGGAGUUUCAUUCGCACAAUCGCCUUCCACCUCCAAGUCUGCUGGGAAGUCGUCCUCGGACCUAAGUUCAUGUGGGGAGCCUUCGUCUGUGGCUUCGGUAUCCCAGCAAUCGGCCUAACUGUGAUGCUGAUCCUAACGGGCGUAUCCUUCCGGUUCGGCGAGAUCUGCCAUAUCAAUGUCACCCACGCUCUACAGGACUACUGGAUCCCAAUCAUGGUCUUCGCCGCCGCGGCGCUCUUCUUCCAACUUUCAACAAUGGGCUACUGCACCCAUAUCUACCUCCGCUCUCUCUUCGACAGAUCCGCCUCAACAACAAACAGCUCCGGCCUCCCCUCCUACGACGCCAGCGUGCGCACAGUAACCGCCCGCCAGGCCUACCGCCGAAUUCGCCGCAUCCUCCAACUCCAAUGGCGCGGCGUAGCCCUUGUCUUAAUCAUCAUCGCCAACGUAAUCUACUUCGCAGUAGUAUUCAUCGAGCUCGACAACGCCACCGCCCCAACAGCCCAAAACGUCGAAGACGCCACACCCUGGCUCCUAUGCCUAGUGGAAACCCGGGGCGACAGAGUCGCCUGCCGCUCCGAAGCAGCAGCAAUCGGCCCCAAUGAAGCAACCAUCCUAGCAGUGGUAUUCCUCCUCUCGCUAGUAGGCUUCUGGAACUUCAUCCUCUUCGCCCGACCCUCAAUGUUUGCCGGCUGGCUGGACCUCUUCAAGCGCACAUCACGCCGAAACGAAUUCGUCUCCGCCGAUGCGCACACCCGUUUUGUUGAUAACAAGGGUUUCGAGAUGCUUACCACAUCCGUUAAGAGCCCCGAUACGUUCAUGCGUUCGCCUAGCCCCGUCGAGCACCAGGACCGGGCCCGGAGUCCGAUCGCCAGCCCUAGUCCCGCUUUCGACCGCAGGGCCCAUUUCGGACAGGAGGCCCGCUAUAUUCGGCCCUCCAUGAGCUUUUCGGGGCCCAGACCGCCUGAGUCGCCGACGACGGUGCGUGAGUGGGAUCCUCAGGCGACUUUUGCACCGGGGUAUACACGAGAUUAA
Messenger RNA from Penicillium canescens, 1491 nucleotides. RefSeq names its product protein gprM (gene gprM). NCBI's taxonomy places the organism in Eukaryota, Fungi, Ascomycota, Eurotiomycetes, Eurotiales, Aspergillaceae. The transcript has 3 exons. The record is from RefSeq and is a predicted model, not a curated record. The coding region runs from base 1 to 1491 and encodes 496 amino acids.